This is a messenger RNA of Porites lobata, 5797 nucleotides long. The record is from the annotation of a GenBank genome assembly. Lineage: Eukaryota; Metazoa; Cnidaria; Anthozoa; Scleractinia; Poritidae.
GACUAGGUUGCUUUUUCCCCUCGUCUCCUUUUGCCUCAAGUUAAGUGCCACCUUGAAUUGAAGGCAGAGGCAAUUGUAAAAUUGAGCAAGCGAAGCCCGCUGGUCAACACGAUCCUUGAACUCGAUAAGAUUACUUUGUUGUGUAGACUGUACACGUAUGUUUGAACAACUGUAAAUGGCAACUAAAGGGUCGACUGCCGAACAUCGUUUUGGCUCGUUUGCACCAAUAAGGAAUGGAAGUCAAGCGAAAUGGUACGUGGACGGACAGGACUAUAUGGCAGCUGUUGCUGAUUCGAUUGAAGCAGCGAAACAGGAGAUCUUCAUCACAGACUGGCAACUCAAUCCACACAUCUUCAUGAAAAGGCCUGACUCGGGAGUCGACAGUUUACUUUGGCGUCUGGAUAAGAUGUUGCUGAGAAAAGCUGAGCAAGGUGUUCGCACGUACAUAUUACUCUACUGGGAAUCGAAGAAAAUAGCGGGUAUGGACCUUGGUAGUGAAUAUGCUAAAACUGUUCUGAGUCAUGACAACAUCGAGGUUCUUCGUCAUCCAGAUAUGACUAACCUCUUUCUUAAUCCUUCCACCAUGUUCAGGUGGAGUCACCAUGAGAAAGUGGUGGUUGUUGAUCGGAGUGUAGCGUUCGUUGGGGGCAUUGAUCUUUGCUUUGGCCGAUGGGAUACUCACAGCCACCUGUUAACAGAUCCCUUUGCACCUCAUCCCUGUGUGUUGGAGAGUGAUGAGUGUGCCAGAAUUCCUAAGAAAUCUAGAGUACAAUAUGCACAGUGGGUAGGUAAGGACUACGGUAACACCUUCCUACAUGGAACAAGAACUAACCUGGAUGAGCCUAUGAAGGAUGAUGUUGAUAGAAGUAAAGAUCCUCGCUUGCCAUGGCAUGAUGUGGCUUGCUCAGUUUCUGGACCUCCUGCUCUUGAUGUUGCCACACACUUUAUUCAGAGAUACAAAUAUCUCAAGCCACAUUACGGCUUUCAAGAUAUCCUACUGAAUACUGAACUUUAUCAGAUUUCAGAUCCAAGUGGUAGGAAUCUCACGAUACAAGUUCUCCGUUCAGUGGGCGAAUGGUCAGCCGGUCAGCCAAAGGAAACCUCUAUCUACAAUGCUUAUCUACGCGCGAUUGAGAAUGCAGAGCAUUUUGUUUACAUCGAAAAUCAAUUUUUCAUCUCAUCUCACGGGGAAGUGCACAAUAAGGUAAUGCAAACCUUGGCUGACAGAAUUUAUCGUGCUCAUCAACAAGGUCAGGAUUUCCGCGCAAUGGUCAUCAUACCAUUAAAGCCAGAGUUUCCAGAGAAAUGGGACACAGACGAUAACUUAAGACUUGUGAGCUACGAGACUUAUGCCACCAUCUACCGUGGGGAAGAUUGUUUGAUGAACAGGCUGAAAGAAAAGGGAAUUCCAUCAGAAGCAAUACCUAACUACUUCAGUGUGCAUGGUUUGCGGACACAUGGGUCUCUAAAUGGGAACCUUGUGACGGAGAUUGUUUAUGUGCAUAGUAAGCUGAUGAUUGUUGAUGACCGAGUGGCUAUCAUAGGGUCAGCAAACAUCAAUGACCGCAGCAUGCUUGGAGACAGGGACUCAGAAGUAGCAGUAAUCAUACAAGACAAUGAAAUGAUGGAAGGGAAGAUGAAUGGAAGACCCUACCAAGUGGGAAAGUUCUCUCACAGUCUACGCUGUCACUUACUAAAAGAACAUCUUGGCCUUCUAUCAGAAAUGACUGCAACACCACUAAAUUUCACGGUAGAAGACCCAUUGACAAUCGCCUUCCACAGUACCGUUUCAAAACUAGCUGAGAAAAACACGCGUAUUUUUGAGCGCGUAUUUGGGGGAAGAAUACUUCCAACAAAUGAAGUACAGAACUUUUAUAAACUUAAGGAGUGGAAAUCACGUUCAGGUGUUGCUGAUCAGCAUUUGGAGAAAGCUACAGAGGAGUUGCAUGAGAUUCAGGGAAGAAUUGUCCUCUUUCCACAAUUCUUCUUGAAAGACUGCUUGAAACCAUCUUCCCUUAUGGCGAGGAUGGGUGAAUAUUUCAAUAUUCAACAUGAGGGAGAAACACCUACAUCAACAAAUGAGGUACGGAACUAUGAAUGUAUGGAGUGGCCAUUACUUUCAUGUGUUGCUUGUCAAGCUUUGGUGGAAGUUAUACAGGGGUUUCAUGAGCUAGAGAUUUAUAGAUUACAAGUAGCGCGCCGCCGAGCCGAGCGUGACGCAGGGACGAGCAGAGCCGAGCGUGACCCAGAGCCGAGCAGAGCCGAGCGUGACCCAGAGCCGAGCUGUCAUGAAUGUAUGGAGUGGCCAUUACUUUCAUGUGUUGCUUGUCAUGAUUUGGUGGAAGCCAUAAAGGAGUCGCAUGAACUAGGCAUUUGUAGAUUACAAGUAUGGCGCCGCCGAGCCGAGCGUGACGCAGGGCUGAGCAGAGCCUGGCGUGACCCAGAGCUGAGCUUUCAUGAAUGUAUGGAGUGGCCAUUACUUUCUUAUCAUUAUUUGGUGGGAACUAUAAGGGAGUUGCAUCGGAUUUAUAGAUUACCAGAAGUUCCCCGCUUAGCCGAGCGUGACGCAGAGCCGAGCCUUGAUGAACUUAUGGAGUGGCUAUUACGUCCACGUCAAGCUCAUAUUGAUUCGGUGGAAGCUGUACGGGCUCUGCUUAAUAGACUUGCGGGUGAGCGCGCCGCCGAGCCGAGCGUGACGCAGAAAAAAGAAUGAGAAAGAAAUGGCCUCUCAAAAUCCUUCCCGCCCCCAGUAUUUCGCGUGGCCAUUUCUUUCUUACGUUUUUUUUCCCCGCGUCACGCGCGACGGACUAAGCGAAACAAGGACGCCUUCAUUGCGUUCUGAACAAAUGAACGUUCGGCCAUGCAUUAAUUUCAAGGAAACCCUGACAGGCUGGAUGCAAAAAAGCAACUCGAUUAAAUUUUUCGUUUUCAUCCCUUUUGUGUAAAACUGCAAAUAUCCAGCUAUCUGCCUAGAAGUACUAAUUAAGAAAUCACUACAAACUUUACUCACGGCAAGACAAUGUUAUCUAACAGCAAAACAAAAUUAAAUCACGGCAGAACAUAGCCUGCCAAAACAUCCGUCAUCAGUAUGGAAUUUCUGUCGCUAAGUCGCAGACGUUCCUCCGGGCGAAACGUCCCCAGCGGCGAAGAGUGAGGAGAAACGGAUGUUUUCGAAGGCUAGGCAGAACACCAACUCGCGGCAAAACAGAAUUUACUCACGGCAAAACAAAGAAAACGAGUUUGUGAACGAUUGUUAUUUGCAUUUAAAGUGGUACGCCGCGUGACAGUAACACACCGCUCGCUAGGAAACCGCCAGUGCAGUGCAGUUUCCCUUAUCUGCGAAUUAUGUCGAAUGUCGGUCGUUUCGCCUACAAGUCGAUUCGCCUACUGAUCGAAUUCGUUUCGCCUACACGAAGCUAACCUCGUUUAUGAGUUGAUAAUUGAAAAGAAUUUUUACUUUCAAACAAGGUUAGUUGGGCUACUUUAAAUACGCACAAAAGAAUUUUAAAUUGGCAGCCAUUUAUUAAUAGGGUCUAUAAAAGGGCAGUGAAUUACAGACCGAGCAGUUUGUCCGACUUCUCACGUGCCUAUCGUUACUAGGAACUAAAAGAGAUGCAAAUACGAAUGCUUUAGAUUAAGAAACGUACCUUUACCACAGCCUUUGCAAAAGUUGGCAUUUUGAUCGACUGACGAAUACUGCUCCAUUUCUAUCGAGCCGUGAAAAAUGAAACAUUGAUCGCGAAAAAAUAAUUUAGUUUCAGAGCUGAUUAACGAAAAAAACUAAUUGUUUCUCUAAAUAGAAACAAAAAUGUGAAUCGAAAAAUAUAACUUAACCCGGCGUAGCUAAUCGAACAAAAUUGAACGGAUUUUAAUCGAACUCAGGAUUGAGUUCGACUGGGUCGGUAAUCGAACGUAACCAAACUCACAAAAAAAUUUGGGGUAAUCGAAUAGUGGCGACAGUUUGGUUCGCUCAAUAAUUAAAAGCACGACAACAUUUUGUGUCUGAUAGGAUGGCUUUGUAGCUGUACCAGAAUUUGCGCUCUAUUCCCGGGUCAAUUGCAUCCGGUCUCCUAAUUGCCGAGCCGGGAAUCGAACGUGUUUCACGGAUUCUGUUCGAUUUCCGAACCCAGUUGAACUCAGUCCAUCGGAUUGAGUUCGAUUGGGUUCGAUUAAGUUAAUCGAACUCACAGAAAAUUUCCUUGUUCGAUUAUGUUCUAUCACCUAAUCAAUCAAACUCAAUCUAUGGAUUGAGUUCGAUUAACUUCGAUUGGGUUCGAUUACCGAACGUUCGAUUAGCUACGCCGGGAACUUAAAUAUUGGAGACGAACGAAAAACAACUUAUUCGAAGAACAUAGACGAUUUCGAGUCGCUCACCGCCAAUUGAAAACACUGUAAAUUUCAGGGAGGACGAAAUACCUUUGACGUCCUUUUAAUUUCAUGUACCAAGAAACUUUCGUUGAUACAAACUUUGUACUCCAGUGGUGAUUUAAAAUGAAAACGAGUUUAAAUCGACGGUUUUCGAGUCUCCCGAGUUCGCCCAGAAGAACUGGCAGGUAUAUUUUGCAGGUUCUAGGUUGCAGCCUGAAAAAUCAACUUUUGAGUCUCGGAUAGCCUACAUAGCACUCCGGUUAGCAUAAAUCAGCUUAGGUUGCUUGCGGUUAGCCUUUGUAUUGGAGUUUAUUCAACUUCAAUUCGAAUGAACAGCUCAUUUCGACCUGCAACCUGCAACCUGCAAAAUAUACAUGCUGCAGAAAAACGCAUUUUUUAACUGGCGUACGUGCAUUUGUCGAUACUCUACCGAGUAUCAGUCGAUACUCGAUCGAUAUAUCGGUCGAGUAUCGACCGACACUUGACCGACAAUCGACCGAUAUAUAACCGAUAGUUGACCGAUAUAGUAUCGUGGUCGAUACGUCGACCGACAUUAAGUGGACUAUCGGUCGAUACUCCACCAGCACUAGAUCGAGUAUCGGUCGAGUAUCUACCGAUAUAUCAACCGAUAUAUCGAUCGAUACAUCGGUCGAGGCCCCCCAUAAGUACCUAGUCGCGGUUGUGAUUUUUUUUACCGAGAGUGACAGGAGUUUUUAAAAGGAUCUGAUCGUAUCUGAGGAUGACCGAAGUUUUCCGAGCUAGGAAUAUUUUUGAGUUCAGUUUAAACAUUGGUUACAUCCGAUAAUCUGAUCAUUGGAAACAGUUUCUUAACCACAAAAAUAGACAGUUAUUAGCGAUUAUUACUUAGAGAAAUGUUUUUUGUACAGCUGUGAGUGGAAUCGAAUUGUGGAGCAGCUUAUCAGCUUUGCGACAAGUAACAACUCUAAGAGAUUAUUUCCAAACUGAAAUAACUAUAUGUCGCCACAGUUUUGCCUUAAUUUACAUGGCAUCCUUGAAAAGCAGCUUCUUUUACAUUUUAAUGUAAUCCUCUUAUAAUUUUAGCUCUUAUAUAUACCGAGUUAGUUACUGAGUAUGUUUUUUAAAAGGAUCUGAUCGUAUCUGAGGAUGACCGAAGUUUUCCGAGCUAGGAAUAUUUUUGAGUCCACUUUGAACAUUAGUUACAUCCGAUGAUCUGAUCAUUGGAAACAGUUUGUUAACCACAAAAAUAGACAGUAUUAGCGAUUAUUACACAUCCCCUUGCUUAUUACUUAGAGAAAUGUUUUUUGUACAGCUGUGAGUGGAAUCGAUUAGUGAAGCAGCUUAUCAGCUUUGCGACAAGCAACAACUCUAAGAGAUUAUUUCAAAACUGAAAUAACUAUAUGUCGCCACAAUUUUGCCUUGAAUUUACAUGGCAUCCUUGAAAAGCAGC